Molecule: messenger RNA, 2748 nt
Organism: Sardina pilchardus (European sardine)
Lineage: Eukaryota; Metazoa; Chordata; Actinopteri; Clupeiformes; Clupeidae
Gene: taf4b
Product: TAF4B RNA polymerase II, TATA box binding protein (TBP)-associated factor
Exons: 15
Coding region: 101-2575 (824 amino acids)
Biological process (GO): transcription initiation at RNA polymerase II promoter; DNA-templated transcription
Cellular component (GO): transcription factor TFIID complex
Molecular function (GO): RNA polymerase II general transcription initiation factor activity; protein heterodimerization activity; DNA binding
Source: RefSeq, a predicted model, not a curated record
UUCACAUCACCAAAGCAGAACGCAUCACUGAUUCUUCAUUUUUAUGGAUGCUGUAAAUCUAAGACAAAGCAAAGCCAGGCAACUCCCACGGUAGCCCUUCAUGUCUGCAAACAGCAGUUCAGAGUGCAGCCAAACACAGCCAUCUGACAACGCGUGCCAAACUACAGCAGAUGCAGGCGCUGUGGAAACUCCAAGUUCAAAGGCUCCCUCCACGACUGAGGGAAGCGAUGUAGCGCAAGCAGCAAGUACAGACAGGCAAGCUUCGCCCCACAACGCUGCAGAUGACGCCGGGCUCGGUAGCCAUGACCCCGCGCCAAGCGUUAUCAGUAGUGACAAAGCGGUGUCCAACACGCCGGUCACCUCCUCACAAGGGCCAUCUCCGCCCAGUACUGCGACGGCCUGCGGUGGUGGUCCGGGGGUUCAGGCAAGCGUGUCACCCGUUCAGGUUGGUCCGACUAGUAGUGUUGCCUCUCCUCGUCUCUCAGUGCCAAAGACCCAGACGACUACUCCCACUCAGCCAACUACUGCGAAGACUAUCGCUCCGACUCCUCCGAGGACACCUGCACCUGCACCUGCACCCAAAACCAGCGUGGCCAUGGUAAGGCCCCCACAAACCGCUUCAGUCCAGCUUCCUGCAACAUUCCAGAUCCCGCCAGGUAUGGUGCUGGUGCGUAGUGACAGCGGGCAGCUAAUGCUCGUAUCCCAGCAGGCUUUAGCGCAGGCUCAGAGAGUCGUCAACAACACAGGCCUGGUCCAGCCAUCUGCAGCCACAGUCAUCAGGAAGCCAGGAUCUGCCCCGAUCAUCAGAGUCUGCUCCCCUCUCAGCACUCCCAAGGCCACCUACGCCAUGGGGACCAUUCCACCAAGGCCUAGCUCCACCACAGGGCCUGCCUUACAGAGGCCCUGCAAUGCUGUGGGGAGGGUUGCAUACAGGCCCACCACAGCUGUGGGGACCAGCAUGCAGAGGCCCAGCUCCACCAUGGGGACCAUCAUGCAGAGGCCCAGCUCUGCCGUGGGGACCAUUCCCCAGAGAGCCAGCUCUGCCAUGGGGACCAUUCCCCAGAGAGCCAUCUCUCCUGUAGGAACUGUCCCCCAGAGACUCAGCUCAGCUGUAGGAGCAACUCGUCAACACAUCACCUCCACGACAGGAGCCACCAUCAUUAAGGCUUCAGUAGCUGGACUCACCUCCUCUCCAGCUGUGAUUCAGGCGAGCCGCCCAGGAGGUCUUGCCCCCCGAAUUCUUUCAACGAAUGUCCCCACCAAACCCAAGACCACUCCCUCAGACGCAGUUUCUUUGCAGACCAUUGAGAACGUGAAGAAGUGCAAGAACUUCCUGGUGACGCUGAUGAAGCUGGCCUCCAGUGGCGGUCACUCCUCAGACAUGGGCAUGAACGUCCGCAACCUGGUCAAAAGCCUGCUGGAUGGGAAACUUGAAGCAGAGGAGUUCACAGAGAAACUUUACGCUGAGCUGAAAUCAUCUCCACAGCCGUACUUGGUGACAUUCCUGAAGAGGAGUCUCCCUGCCGUGCGGCAGCUCACCCCAAACUCCCAGCUCUUCAUCCAGCAGUGUGAGCAGCCCAGUACCUCGGCCACCCCUCCUGCCCAGCCGUCCACCUCCGGUCAGCCAGCGAGGCCCGCUCAGCUGGUGAUUCAGCCCCAGCAAACUGUGGUCAUCAAGAAGCCUGUGACCUCACAUCCUUUUGCCCAGGGAGGGGGUGUGGCCAAACACUUUGUGCUCCAGACCAGCAGAACCCCCACCACAGGUGUGAUAGUGGGGCCGUCAGGACAGAGCCGAAAGUCGCACCCCGCGUCAUCACUGCCCACUCUAAAUCUCAGCUUUAAGGAGAGCACCGGCACCUUCCGGGAUGAAGAUGACAUCAAUGAUGUGGCAUCCAUGGCCGGCGUGAGCAUUAGCGAGGAGAGAGCCCGUAUCCUGGCAACCGGGGCAGAGUCGGUUGGACUGGUCGUUAGGUCUUGCCGAGACGAGCCCUUUCUUUGUCCCACUGCCUUGCGGACACGCAUUACUCGUACAGCCCUGUCUGUGGGUGUGUGUGGUUUGGAGGGAGAUGUUGUGGGUCUGGUGUCCCAUGCUACUGAGGAACGGCUCCGAGACCUGCUGGGGAAACUCUCAGUCACUGCACAACACCGCCACCUGCAGUUGAAGGACUGCUGGCAGUACCAGCAGGUGACCGAUGUUCGGAGUCAGCUGCGCUUCCUGGAGCAGGUGGAGCGACUGCAGCAGCAGCGCAGGGAUGAGGAGGAGAGGGAGAUGCUGCUCCGCAUCGCCAAGAGUCGGUCCAGCAGGGAAGACCCUGAACAGCAGGGUCUCAAGCAGAAGGCAAAGGAGAUGCAGCAGCUGGAGUUGGCUCAGGCCCAGCACAGGCAGGCUAACCUGGCAGCUCUCGCCGCCAUCGGCCCCCGCAGGAAGCGCCCCCUGGAGGUCAGCAGUGUUGUGGGCCAGAGGAGCACGUCCAGGCCUGUGACGCGGGUCACUCUCAGGGAUCUGAUCUGCUGUAUGGAACAGGACUCCCAUCUGUCCCGCUCCCUUCUCCUCUACAGCGCCAUGCUCAAGUGACCCCUGGACACACACACACACACACACACACACACACACAGGACUCCCAUCUGUCCCGCUCCCUUCUCCUCUACAGCGCCAUGCUCAAGUGACCUCUGACCUCUGGACACACACAGCUGCCCAGCACUGCCAUUGUACAGCACUUUAUAUUUAUUUGAUUAUUAUUAUUAUUA